UUUUUUUUUAAACAGUGACACCAGUUACGGCUCAGACUGGCAAAUUAGAGGUGUUUUACUCUUUUGCCAGGCUUUCCAGAAAUCUCUAUGAAAACACGCCGUCUUACUUAUUUCCACCACAUUGCAUGGCCUGCUUUUUUUUUUAAAAAAAGUGCAGAAAAAUGGUCAUCGACUACCAGGAAUGCACUCUCAGAAACCUCCCUGCAAGGCCGUAACAGACAUAAAUCAGCGAAGCUCUUUAGUAUAACUUGUAAAGGCUCCAAAAGUAGAAACAGCAUUUUUAUCGUGUCCUUUUGUUAUAGAGAUUUAAUAACCUUUCGAAUCAGGUUGCCUAAUAUUGACCUCUGCAACCACGUAUAGAGCCUUUACAAACCUGGAAGUCAGGUCAGCUUCAUGCCGAAACUUCCCUGAGACGAUGCGUUUUUACAGUCUGAUGCCGAAUGACAAGGCGACACCUGAGCCUUCGUUUGACUCGCGUGCGCUGGCCUUCCAGGGCUCCGAGUCCGAGUCGGCGAACGGCCCAGGUCGAGAUAGCGGGCUGGCCUCCUCGUCCCGCCUGGACCCGUCUGCCCCCUUCUCCACGUUGCCUGGGAAGAGCCCGGCUGAGCAGACGCCCCUGGAGACCAUGGAGGGCAUGUUGUACCGGAAGCAGGAGAUGGAGACGCACAGCAAGAAGGCGGCCAGCAGGUCCUGGCAGAACGUGUACUGCGUACUGCGCAAGGGCAGUCUGGGCUUUUACAAGGACAACAAGAGUGCCACCAAUGGCGUCCCCUACCAUGGGGAGGUGCCCGUCAGCCUGGGCGAGGCCACCUGUGAGGUGGCACACGACUACAGGAAGAGGAAACACGUCUUCAAGCUCCGGUUAGCCGAUGGGAAGGAGUAUCUCUUCCAAGCGAAAGACGAGCCCGAGAUGAACUCCUGGAUCCGCUGCAUCGUGUCCGCGAUCCCAGCACCUGCCGGGGGCUCCCCCCGGGGCAUGAUCCGGGCCAUGACCAUGCCUCCCAUUUCCCCCGCCUCUGCCGAGGGCAGCGCAGUCGUCAUGCGCAACAAAGAGGGCAAAGAGAAGGACCGCGAGAAGAGGUUCAGCUUCUUCGGCAAAAAGAAGUAGGCUCCACCCCCAAACGGAAACGGCCAAUCACAGACAACCCGGAAAGUGAGAUGAACACUUUGGCCCUCAGCCUCCCUGGUUGCUGGGAGACACCACUGCUGCUCCAACAGAGCUGUGCCGUUCACCUUUGUUUAAGCCAUCAUGGUAGCUUGUGGGUCAUUUCAACUGAAAAAAACUGGGGGGAGGUCCCUUGCCUGGGUUCUCGUGGACUCGGCCGGAACAUGUAAAUCAGAGGAUGUCGUGGGAUGGGAGGGGCUGUGAGUGCUGGAACAGGUGGGAGGCGGUGGCAAGGCCAACAAUCAUCAGGUCAGGAAACAUCUUAGCGUCCAUCUUAUUUAUCCAUUCCUCCCCCAUUGUUUUCAUAUUUGGAAUGGUCCGCCCCAGCAACGAGCAAGCAGAUACGCGGCGAGCUUUUUUCCCACAAUGCUGUUCCACGGCUUAUCGCUGACAGCUGUAAGUUGAAGCUGUUUUUAAGGAUGUCGAGGUUCCUCUCUCACUUUUCUUCAUGCAAAACAGCUUGAAUGACAGAGAGAAUUUUUUUUUUGUAUCACUAUUCUUAUUAUUAUGAUUAUUAUUAUUGUUAUUAUUUAUCCUUUUGCUGUUGAAAAAAAGUUUGAAAAAAGAGAGAUCUAAGAGGAUGUAAGUUUAGAUUCUUUGAGAAAUUCUGCGGAGAUUAGCAAGGAAUAUUGGGGGGGGUUAGGCUGUGUCUGCAGAAUCACGCUGGUCAAUUCAUGUUACUUGUGUUAGUUAUUUUCCCUUAAAUCUCCAGCUUUAAAGUGUUUUUAAAGACGAUUAGAGUUGUUGGCAGUUAAGUUUUUUUUUAAAGUAAUUUUAAGAAUUAAUGUCGGUUCAUCUAUUUAAAGAGGUUGUUUUUACUGUCCUUUUUUCCUUUAAUUUAUCUGCAUUCUAUUCAUUUUGGGAUUUUGCUUUUCUGCUUUUGUUGUGCUUUGGGAAUAGAGUAUAUAGACUUUGAGUUGUAUAUGUGCAGUUUCUGCACUUAGGUCCAUUUUCUGGUUUAUAAGUUCAGUGCCCUGCUGUUCAAUAAAUAGGAAAAACGAGGCUUUGGUGGGGAUGGCUGUUUCCGGAAGGUUCUGCUCUUCAUUUAACACUAACCCACCUGAUUACUUUACGGUGCGUGUAUAUUCACUCAAGAAAAGGACACUGGCUGUUACUAUAGGAUGCCGACUCGAGUCUAAAACGCGGUGAAUGGAGAGGCUGUAGUUUCUGAAGGUGGCCAGCAGGUGGAGUAAAGGGAAGUUGAGGACUGGAUGACAUCCAAUCAAAAAAAUAAAUAAAUAAAUGAAUAAAAUUGCUAGAUUCCACUUUGGA
Brienomyrus brachyistius is the source of this 2437-nucleotide messenger RNA. RefSeq names its product spectrin beta chain, non-erythrocytic 2-like. The transcript is spliced from 5 exons. Gene Ontology annotation, biological process: actin cytoskeleton organization. Gene Ontology annotation, cellular component: plasma membrane; cell projection; cortical actin cytoskeleton. Bases 416 to 1108 code for a protein of 230 amino acids. NCBI's taxonomy places the organism in Eukaryota, Metazoa, Chordata, Actinopteri, Osteoglossiformes, Mormyridae. The record is from RefSeq and is a predicted model, not a curated record. Gene Ontology annotation, molecular function: phospholipid binding; actin filament binding.